AUGGCGGAUGAGCCACGCACUGACGCGAGCACGACACGGGAGGCAAAGCCCUACCAAAUCCUGGACGACCAGGAUGAAGACAGAAGCGAGGACGAGGAGGAACGUGUAGCGGCAGCCAUGGCAGAAAAGGACGAAGGGAAUAGGCUACACGCGCAGGCCAAGUAUAAAGAUGCAGCUGCGCACUACACACAAGCAUUGAGGCUCGCUCCUCCGCUCCACCCCUCUCGUGCGAUCUUCUACGCGAACCGCGCUGCCUGUCGCGUCGCUGCUGGGUGUACACCCAGCCCCGAGGACUAUGCGGAAGUGAUAAAGGACUCAACGGAGGCCCUCCGAAUCGAUCCCACCUACACGAAAGCGCUGGUGCGACGCGCGCAGGCCUACGAGGGCACCGACAAACUCACAGACGCCCUCAAAGACUUUGAAGCUGUGCUGGCACUGGAUGGCUCAAUCAGGCAGGCACGGGAGGGAAAGCAGCGACUGCCAGCUGCCAUCGCAGAGCAACAGCAGCGCGAACAAGAGAAGAUGCUCGGCCAACUGAAGGACCUGGGCAACAGCUUGCUGGGUAAGUUUGGGCUCUCACUGGACAACUUCAAGGUCGACCAAAACGGUGGCGAGGGGGGCAACUCGUACUCUGUCAAGUUUGGCCAAUGA
This is a messenger RNA of Acanthamoeba castellanii str. Neff, 651 nucleotides long. RefSeq names its product tetratricopeptide repeat domain containing protein. Bases 1 to 651 code for a protein of 216 amino acids. Gene Ontology annotation, molecular function: protein binding. The transcript has 5 exons. Lineage: Eukaryota; Discosea; Longamoebia; Acanthamoebidae. The record is from RefSeq and is a predicted model, not a curated record.